CCGCGGCUGCAGCCCCUCCCGCCGCCGCCUCACGGCGCUCUCCCCGCCGGGCGGCAUGCGGGGCGCUCGCAAGCGGCUCUGUUCCGCCCUGCUCGUCGCUUACGGCCUCUUCUCCCUGUACGCGGCCUACACCGUCUUCCUCCGACCCCGCCGCCCGGCCGCCUCCCGCCCGCCGCACAGGGACCGCCGCGGCCCGCGAGGUAUCGAUCACGUUCCUUUGGGGAAUGAAGAGUGGAACCCGUGGGAAGCUGAUGAGAGAAGUGAACAGGUUGCGGCUCAGCAGAGAUACGAAAAUAUUCUUAAGCUGGUACAAAAUGCAAGGUCUCAGCUAGAACAAACCAGGCUCAGAGUACAGAUCUGGGGAAAAGCAGCGAUUGGCCUUUACCUAUGGCAGCAUAUUUUUGGAGGGCAUCUUGAGCCAGCUGAUGUGACUGCGCAGUGGAGGGAAGGAAGCCAAAAAGCAGGAAAAACACAUUUCAGCUUCAUCACUGGUCCAUCUGUAGUUCCUGGCUACUUCUCAGUUGAAGCUGAGAAUGUCGUGCUAGUUCUGAAUGGAAGAGAAAAAGCAAAGAUCGCUUACGCCACUCAGUGGUUGCAUUAUGCACAAACGUUGCUUCAGACUCGCAAGAUACAGCAUGUAGCAGUUGUGCUGCUUGGGAAUGAGCAGUGCAACAACGAAUGGAUUCAGCCAUACCUGAAAAGGCACGGAGGAUUUGUAAAUCUGCUCUUUGUGACGUACGACUAUGCAUUGGUAAAUGAAGAAGAUAUUUUCCAGUGGCCUUUAGGAGUAGCCACCUACAGAAAUUUUCCAGUUGUAGAGCCCAGCUGGUCAAUGCUACACGAUCCAAGGUCGUAUCUCUGUAAUUUUUUAGGAACAGUUUACAAGAAUUCUUCUAGAGAAACCCUGAUGGAAAUUCUGAAGCAGGAUGGGCUUGAGAAGCUUUGCUGGAUUGCAGCCAGAGAACAGUGGCAGCCUCAGGAAACAAAUGAAAGUUUCAAAAACUAUCAAGAUGCCUUGCUGCAGAGUGAUCUGACGUUGUGCCCAGUGGGAAUAAAUACAGAAUGUUACAGAAUUUAUGAAGCUUGUUCAUAUGGAUCUGUGCCUGUUAUAGAAGAUGUAAUGACACUUGGUGAUUGCAGAAAUUCAUCAAUGUACCACAGUGCUCCAUUACAGUUAUUAAAAACCAUGGGGGCUCCGUUUAUCUUUAUUAAAAACUGGAAAGAGCUUCCUGCUGUUUUAGAGAAAGAAAAAAAAAUGAGCUUACAAGAAAAAAUUCAAAGAAGAAAAAAACUCAUAGAAUGGUAUCAAAACUUCAAAGCGUGGAUGAGACAGAAAUUCAUUAAUACUUUGGAAAAUUCAUUUCUGCCCAGUGAUAAAGGAUAAAUGUUCCAUGUUGAAAAUCUAGAACAGAUUGAAAGCUUAAUUUCAUUAACCUUCUGAGGAAGCUUUUAUACAAAAAAAAAAUCCCCAAAGGUGGGUGCAUUCCGUUUGAAGUCAACAGAUUUGGGCUAGCUUAACCAAGAGCUACGUUUGGCCUUCCAUCAGGGACAAUUUUCAGAGAGGAUGUUGAUUUAGAGGGGUGUUAGUCUGUAAGGAUAACAACAAUUUUAUGAGUGUUUUGUAAGUUCCAUGUUGAUGUGUGACGUGGUAAUUUUUUUUAAGGAAACCAUCUUUGAGCAUGUGAGCUUGCUACAAUGCGGCAUGAGAACAGCAGUUGUUUCUGAAGAACAGGAAGGGAAAGCUGUAUUGUUCAGAAUGUGUUAUGAGACCUAAAAAAAAAGUAUGGCUGUAGCAAAAUUGCCAGGUUUAGCAGUCAGUAAUGGAUCUCCUGGUAAGUACUGACUUUGACAGUGUGAACUGUUUACCUGAUUGAUGUGUUUCAUUUCCAUGGAAGUGGUCAUAAAGCUGAUUAAACACUGUGGAAUAAAAACGUGUGUUUCCAGGUGAAA
Molecule: messenger RNA, 1950 nt
Organism: Lagopus muta (rock ptarmigan)
Lineage: Eukaryota; Metazoa; Chordata; Aves; Galliformes; Phasianidae
Gene: RXYLT1
Product: ribitol xylosyltransferase 1
Exons: 6
Coding region: 56-1384 (442 amino acids)
Biological process (GO): protein O-linked glycosylation via mannose
Cellular component (GO): Golgi apparatus
Molecular function (GO): ribitol beta-1,4-xylosyltransferase activity
Source: RefSeq, a predicted model, not a curated record